Messenger RNA from Nanorana parkeri, 1155 nucleotides. It is a transcript of the gene P2RY12, whose product is annotated as purinergic receptor P2Y12. Gene Ontology annotation, biological process: G protein-coupled receptor signaling pathway; blood coagulation. Lineage: Eukaryota; Metazoa; Chordata; Amphibia; Anura; Dicroglossidae. The transcript has a single exon. Gene Ontology annotation, cellular component: membrane. The record is from RefSeq and is a predicted model, not a curated record. The annotation marks the transcript as partial. Gene Ontology annotation, molecular function: G protein-coupled purinergic nucleotide receptor activity.
AUUCUAGGAUUUUCCGAACUCAUAAUAGACUUCAAACUACACAAUGUUACAAAUUUAGCUAAGAAUUUUAAUUGUUCUAGAGACUACCGUAUCAACCAAGUUCUCUUUCCUGUUCUAUAUUCAAUUAUCUUCAUUGCUGGGACAAUAAUGAACGGUUUGGCAAUAGUUGUGUUUUUCCAGUUGCCAAGUAAAUCAAACUUCGUCAUUUUCCUAAAGAACUCUGUGAUUUCUGACUCUCUGAUGAUUAUGACAUUCCCAUUCAAGAUUCUUGGAGAUGCUGGACUCGGACUCUGGGCUUUAAAGGGGUUUGCUUGUCGCUACACCUCAGUAGUUUUCUACUUUACAAUGUACAUCAGCAUAAUUUUUCUUGGUCUAAUAACUAUAGAUCGAUAUAAAAAAACUGCAAGGCCAUUUGGUAACUCUUGUACAACAAACUUGCGUUCUGCCAAAAUCCUAUCGGCUGCAAUAUGGAUAAUAAUGUUUUCCCUCUCAUUACCCAAUAUGAUUUUAACCAAUAAGCCAAUGACACCAAAAAACAUACGGAACUGUAUAAACCUCAAGUCUGAUUUCGGACGGAUUUGGCAUGAAAUUGUGAGCUUCAUAUGUCAGAUCAUUUUCUGGGUUAAUUUUGCUGUCAUAGUAGUGUGUUAUCUUCUUAUAACCAAAAAGCUGUUCCAGUCAUUUAAAAGAACACGAAGGGAACCAUCAAAAUCCAGAAAAAGAGUCAAUGUAAAAGUGUUUAUUAUUAUUGGUAUAUUCUUUGUAUGUUUUGUCCCAUACCACUUUGCUAGAAUCCCAUACACAUUAAGUCAGACACGGGAUGUGUUCAAGUGUUCAGCUCAGAGUACUCUCUUCUACGUUAAAGAGAGUACAUUAUUUUUUUCAUCUCUAAAUGCAUGUCUGGACCCUUUCAUUUACUUCUUUCUCUGCAGAUCAUUCCGAAAUUCACUUAAUACUGUUUUAAAGAAAAGGCAAAUCUGUCUUUCUUCAUCUACACGGCUGAAAGCUUCACAUCGAUAUGAUAUAGACAAAGCAGAAACUAAAAUUUAGCGGAAUUUGAAGCUCUAUAUAUAAUGACUUGAAGCUGUAUUUUAGGUAAAUUGGUAGACAGAUGUACUUAAUUGUGCCUCACACAGAUUAAUAGAUUUGCUUUAA